Messenger RNA from Closterium sp. Naga37s-1, 408 nucleotides. NCBI's taxonomy places the organism in Eukaryota, Viridiplantae, Streptophyta, Zygnematophyceae, Desmidiales, Closteriaceae. The record is from the annotation of a GenBank genome assembly.
AUGAACCUAACACACACCCUCCACCCUCUACCCUCCACGCCACGCCACGACACCGCCAACCUCCGUGCCGCCCACCUGCCCGAAGCACCCGACGCCAUCGUGCUGCCCAUGGUGCGCCUCGCCCUCUCCUGCACCGCUUCCGACCCCCUCUCCCGCCCCACUGUCACCGACCUGCUCCGCUCCAUCAAGGCUCUCAAGCGCUCCCUCUCCGCCCAACCGCGCCCUGCCCUGCCGGCCAACGUGGGGACGGGCGGGGAUGGUGACACCCCCGGUGCUGCAGGCGGUGGGGGCGCUGAGGAGCAGCAGCAGGGCUGGGAGGAUGGGGGGUUCAGUCAGAAUGCGUUAGAUGCGAAGCUAGAUUGGCUGAUGGAUGACGAAGAUAGUGGUGUGUUUGUGACAGAUGUGUAG